Oryza sativa Japonica Group (Japanese rice) is the source of this 2342-nucleotide messenger RNA. Its product is annotated as protein NRT1/ PTR FAMILY 2.13. The record is from RefSeq and is a predicted model, not a curated record. Gene Ontology annotation, molecular function: transmembrane transporter activity. Gene Ontology annotation, cellular component: plasma membrane. NCBI's taxonomy places the organism in Eukaryota, Viridiplantae, Streptophyta, Magnoliopsida, Poales, Poaceae. Gene Ontology annotation, biological process: transmembrane transport.
GCGUGAUGUACCACUUCUACCAACUGGUGGUAGUAGCAUUGCCUACUUUCACAUACGCGCGGCGCCGCUGGUGCUGGCUGGCUGGCGCGCGCACCGGCGGGCGGAGAGCGAGGUUUUUCGCCGGUGUUUUGGUUGGCCUCCGCCGUUCCGCGCGGUGGUGGUGGUGGUGGUUGCUGUGGUAGCGAGGGUACGCUUUGGAGACGGAGAUGGAGAUCGGCGCCGUUGAGAACGGGGGUGUCGUCGGUGGUGAAGUUGUGGCAGGCAAGAGGGGGAAGACGCCGCAAGGUUGGAAGUGCAUGCCAUUCAUCAUAGCAACUGAGACAUUUGAAAAGGUUGCGACAAUUGGAGUGGUAGCAAAUUUGACGGUCUAUCUUGUGAAGCGCUUCAACAUUGGGCAAAUUGAGGCAGCUAAUAUUACCAACAUAUUCUUCGGUACGCUUAACUUUGCGCCAUUGCUAGGCGCCUUCAUCUCCGACGUCUACUUGGGAAGGUUCAAAACACUAGCCUAUGGAUGCUUCGCCAGCCUCCUGGGGAUGCUGGGAAUGACUUUGUAUGCAUCACUUCCAGCUCUCAAGCCACCGAUCUGCCAUGAAAAAACCCGACUAGGCGGAGGCUGCAACAGUCCAUCAACACUCCAGCUAAGUGUGCUAUACCUUUCUCUAGGCUUUCUAAUUAUCGGUGGAGGAGCGAUCCGGCCUUGUAGCUUGCCCUUUGGAGUAGACCAGUUUGAUAAGACCGACGAAGAAGGUCGAAAGGGACUAAACAGCUAUUAUAAUUGGUACUAUGGAACAAGUACUGCUGCCCUUGUGUUAUCUAUGAUUGUCAUCAUCUACAUCCAGAACAAUGUCAGCUGGCCAAUAGGAUUUGGCAUACCCACAUUACUCAUGUUUCUCGCCAUUAUCAUGUUAUUUCUGGGUACCAACCUGUACGUCCAUGUACAACCAGAGGGAAGCAUAUUUGCUGGAAUUGCCCAGGUUUUAGUGGCUUCAUUUAAAAAGAGAAAUCUCAAGCUUCCUUGUCCUCAUGAUAUAAACCAACAAGGAUUGAUGCUCUACAACCCUCCUUCCAAGGGCAACCGCGUAUUCAGAUUGCCACUUACUUCCCAGUUCAGGUUUCUGAACAAGGGUGCAAUUGUAAUGGGUGAUGAUAUAAAUGUUGAUGGUUCUGCAAGAAACUCUUGGGAGCUUUGCAACGUCCAACAAAUAGAGGAGGUCAAAUGCUUAAUAAGAAUUGUGCCGGUUUGUAUUUCUGGAGUCUUAUGCUUUGUCGCAUUGGCUCAGCAAUUCACCUAUAUAAUCUUGCAAACAUUUACAAUGGACUGUCACUUUGGGACGCACUUUGAAAUCCCAGCAGGCUCUGUUGUAUCCAUAUCCCUUAUUGCCCUAACUCUAUUCAUCCCCAUUUAUGACCGGAUUUUAGUACCAAUAGCUAGAGGAUUCACUGGAGUGGAAAGUGGUAUUACACUUCUACAGAGACAGGGUAUAGGAUUGGCCAUUUCUCCCAUUUCAAUGGUGGUAGCAGGACUUGUCGAACGUAAGAGGAGGAACUCAGCCUUGUCGAAUGGAGGAAUAUCGCCUAUGUCAGUCUUGUGGCUUGCACCCCAACUUGUUUUAAUGGGUAUUGCUGAGGCCUUCAAUGCAGUUGGACAAAUAGAAUUCUACAAUAAGCAGUUUCCAGAGAACAUGCAAACCCUAGCAGGAUCUCUGUUCUUCUGUACUAUAGCUGGAGCAAACUACCUGAGUACUGCUCUGGCAAACAUCAUGAGAAAGGUCACGACCAGAGAUGGUCACUCAAGCUGGUUAACAGACAACAUUAAUCUUGGCAAACUCGACUAUUACUUCUAUUUUAUUGCCCUUAUGGGAGUCCUGAACCUUAUUUAUUUUCUUAUAUGCUCACACUUCUACCAAUAUAAGGUAAUGUCACUCCAUUCUGAAGAAUCCAUCAAAAUACCUACCAAGGAAGAAGAAGCCACAGAGAUCGACAUUGACACAGAUGCACCUAGCAAAUGAAUAGUGCAACUGCGAGUCUAAUUGAUCUGGCACAAGGAAUAUACUUUUGGACAUGGUGACAUAUUCAAAUUCCAAUUUCGAAUUCACUUUAGAAGAGGCUCUAAUGUUUGUAACAUCAAACAGACCUCUGUGUCAUCUUAUGGAUGUGACAAAAACAAGUGUACCAUAGCAAGGGGGUGACAUGUUAUCUAGCAAACAUGAAUAAAGAGUUUAAAUGGCCUGUCCUGUUGUAUUCGAAGUAAUGGAGUGUGAGUGAUAGCUUAUGAAACUUAAACAAGUCCAUAAUGGUUAUGCGACAAGUAAGCACAGGUCAUACACCAUCUUUUUCUAUUA